UAAGUGCCCUUAAAAAUCAAUCUCUCCACGAAAUUACAAAAAUGCCACUCGAAGGGAUUCUGACCUGGUUCGUCCUCUAGAAGAGCAGCACCGGCGGCAGCACCGCCACGAAGAAGAAAUCUCGGCGGACGGUAGCCACGGUUCAGAGCAGCACUAGCUUCCUUCUUCGGUUGAAAUUCGUUUAAAUUUUCAAAUUUCGAAAUCAACAAAACAUUGGAUUUAGCAAAAUAUUGUACUGGAUUUUCAUUUGUAGGGGAAAGCGAAAGGAGGCUUGGAUGGGGAAGGAGGAUGCAAAGCUCCGGUCUCGGACCAAGCACAAGGGGAAAACAAAGUUCGAAGAGUAUUUGGGUAUGGAGACGAGCAUGCGGAACCCUGGAUUGUCUGCCGAGGAGGACUUGGAAUUGGAGCGGAAACUCGCAAAGAAACUGAAGGUCAAGGCUGGGAAGUUGCGAGGUGAAGACGACGGUAUCAAUGUGUUAUUUGAAGGAAUGUCUUCAAUGAUUGAUUCUCCCGAGGAAGACCUGCGGUUCUCUGAAGAGUUUGCAGUUGAGCCAUCUAAGAAGCAAACACUGGGUAAAGUGGGGAAGAAAAGGAAGUCGUCAGAUCAAGGCCCUGAUGGUGAUUUUGCGUCCGUGGAAGCAAGCGAGGCUGAUAUUGAGGUGGAAAAAUCUUCAAAGGCGUCCAAAAGUAAGAAACGUAAGAAGAAAAAGAUGUUAGAACAACACCCAGAUGAUAUAGUUACUGGUGGGAUUGCUGGUGAUGAUUCCAUAGAGGUUGCAGUAGAUAAAGUUCCUGUCAAAGCUUUGGAAGGAAACCAAAAAUAUGUUGCUCCUUACCUGAGAUUACAGAAGGGGAAUGAGUCUGAAGAUCAAACUCAACUCCGAAGGCGCGUUCGAGGUCUUUUAAACAGGCUCUCUGAAUCAAAUGUGGAAUCAAUUAUAGCGGAAAUGUCUACAAUAUUUCGUUCCAUCUCUCGCAGCAUUGCUUCUCAAGUUAUUAGCGAGGAGGUUUUGGCAUCUUGUUCACGUGGUCCUCGAGGCAAUGAACAGUAUGCUGCUGUUUUUGCCUCAUUUGUUGCUGGUAUGGGUUGUUUGGUUGGUACUGACUUUAGUGCAAGGCUCAUGGCUUCCCUUGCUAAAACCUUUGAGGAUGAACACCUGAAAGAAGAUAACCUUUCCUUGCGAAAUCUUACACUAUUGCUUUCCUAUUUAUGCAUAUUUGGAGUUUGUGCCAGUGAUCUAAUCUAUGAUUUUCUGAAUAUACUGAGCAAGCGGUUGACAGAAAUUGAUGUUUCCACCAUCCUGACAGUCUUACAAUGUUGUGGAAUGAAAAUAAGGGGUGAUGAUCCCACUGGAAUGAAGAAUUUUAUUGUUAGUGUUCAAAGUAAGGUUAAUGAGUUAAAGGCAGCCCCUGGAGAUGGUCCACAAAAUAUCAAUGGAAAGAGAAUGGAGUUCAUGCUUGAGACCAUAUGUGACAUCAAGAAUAACAAGAAAAGACAUAAGGAUGAUCCUGCACACCAUACACGGAUAAAGAAAUGGCUACAAAAGUUAAGAGUAGAAGAUAUAUUAAUUAGAGGAAUUAAAUGGAACAAGCUGAUUGAUCCUGAUAAGAAGGGGCAGUGGUGGUUGUCUGGGGAUAUGAGUUAUAUGACAACGACAUCAAAAAACGUCACGGAGUUCGCUAGCACAAUUGAUAAAGAGGUUGUUGAAGCUCAGAAAAUGCUUCAGCUUGCAGCUGCACAGAGAAUGAAUACAGAUGCCAGGAAGGCAAUAUUCUGUAUUAUAAUGAGUGGAGAGGACUAUGUUGAUGCAUUUGAGAAGCUACUAAGAUUGGAUUUACCAGGAAUGCAGGACAGGGAGAUCAUGAGAGUUGUUGUGGAGUGCUGUUUACAGGAGAAAGUGUUCAAUAAGUACUACACAAUUUUAGCUUCCAAAUUGUGUGCACAUGAUAAAAACCACAAGUUUACAUUACAGUAUUGCCUGUGGGAUCACUUCAAAGAACUGGAAACAAUGCAGCUUAUUAGGUCGAUGAAUCUUGCGAAAUUCGUCGUCGAGAUGAUCACUUCUUUUACUCUGUCCCUUGCGGUUUUGAAAUCUGUGGAUUUGAGUGAUGUCAGGCUGCUUACUCCAAAGAGAAUCAUGCAUUUUCGCAUGCUGUUCGAUGAAAUUUUUAAACGUCCUGACAAGCUGAUAUGGAACGUAUUCACUCGAGUUGCUGUUAACCCCGAGCUUGAACCUCUUCGAAGCGGUAUGCUAUUCUUCAUUAGAGAGUACAUGAUUAGAACUAAUAAAGUUGAUGCAAAAAAGUUUAAGCUUGUCAAGAAAGCGCUUAACAACGUCGAGGGAGUUCUUAUGUAAGUCUUGGAUUGAUAACAAGUUUUCAAUAUUAACUUAUUAAUAUUAGUCAUUUUAACUUAUUUAGAAA
Momordica charantia (bitter melon) is the source of this 2424-nucleotide messenger RNA. Lineage: Eukaryota; Viridiplantae; Streptophyta; Magnoliopsida; Cucurbitales; Cucurbitaceae. The record is from RefSeq and is a predicted model, not a curated record.